GUUUUUAUUUCAGACCGGAAGUAGUUCUCAGGUCAAGGGUUGCGCACAUUGUUCUGCGCGGUCUCAGAAAAUGAAUGAAGUUUUCCUAAAAUAAUAAAUCCAGUGAAAGCUAACUUUACUCUUCAGUAGAGACAGGAGCAGAGACCGGAAGUGGUUUAUACACACCAUAAUAAAGAAGCUUCUCUCCUCUGAGAUCACAGAUUUGAUUUGGGAUGGCUGGAAUUCUGUUUGAAGACAUCUUUGAUGUAAAGGACAUCGAUCCUGAUGGCAAGAAGUUUGACAGAGUAUCUCGUCUGCACUGUGAGAGUGAGUCUUUCAAGAUGGACCUCAUCUUGGAUGUGAACAUUCAGAUCUAUCCUGUUGAUCUCGGUGACAAGUUCAGAUUGGUCAUCGCCAGCACGUUAUAUGAAGAUGGAACUCCAGAUGACGGAGAGUAUAAUCCUCAGGACGACCGGCCAUCGAGAGCGGACCAGUUUGAUUACGUGAUGUACGGGAAGGUUUACAAGAUUGAGGGCGAUGAGACUUCGACAGAAGCAGCCACACGACUCUCUGCCUACGUGUCUUACGGCGGCCUCCUCAUGCGGCUGCAGGGAGACGCCAACAACCUCCACGGCUUUGAGGUGGACUCCAGAGUCUACCUCCUCAUGAAGAAGCUGGCUUUCUAAAACCCAGACUCUGCCUCCGCCAUGGUUCAACCUCAGUCAAACAAACCUCCAUACUGAAGACUUCUGUAUUUUCAGAGUACAUGACCACCACAAAGGGCUGCUCUCUGACAAACACAGAGACUGGAGGAGAGUUCUUUUUCUUUAUAAUCCUAGUUACAACGUAUUUCUUAUUAAAGACCGAACACUUAAAAGCUGCACUAUCUCUGUGGCAAACUGUAAAUAAAGAUUUCUUUUAUACAAACGUA
Notolabrus celidotus (New Zealand spotty) is the source of this 910-nucleotide messenger RNA. It is a transcript of the gene polr2h, whose product is annotated as info polymerase (RNA) II (DNA directed) polypeptide H. Gene Ontology annotation, molecular function: DNA-directed RNA polymerase activity. Bases 213 to 665 code for a protein of 150 amino acids. The record is from RefSeq and is a predicted model, not a curated record. Gene Ontology annotation, biological process: DNA-templated transcription. Gene Ontology annotation, cellular component: RNA polymerase II, core complex; RNA polymerase III complex; RNA polymerase I complex. Lineage: Eukaryota; Metazoa; Chordata; Actinopteri; Labriformes; Labridae. The transcript is spliced from 6 exons.